Molecule: messenger RNA, 582 nt
Organism: Symbiodinium pilosum
Lineage: Eukaryota; Dinophyceae; Suessiales; Symbiodiniaceae
Source: the annotation of a GenBank genome assembly
GUGGAAGCCAGCCUUCUCAUUACGGUUUCAAAGUGGUUCAGGCGCCAGCUGGUGCUCAACAUGACUCACAAGGGCAGCCCAUCAAUUGAUAUAUGCGAACCGGAGGAGGAGUUUCAAACCGUUUGGCUGUUUCUCCAGCCGGGGGACACGGCCAAGGUGACAACUGAGAACUUGGUUAUGCUGUUCAAAUGGUACGACAAGUAUGAAAUGUGGCCAUUGCGAUGCCAUCUAGAGUCCUUCAUCCGAAGCACCCAAAAAUGCAGCAAGGAUGUCUUGAUCGUGGCUUUCAGAAUGGGCAUGAUGGACAUGGUGGACAGGAUUCUGGAAGCUCUCCUCGACAAAGGCAUGCGUGACUGGCGAGAAUGCUACAUGUACCAGGGGCUAACGGAGAAAAUCCUGGAGUAUGUCAUGAAAAAUCGAAAGCUCGACCGAUGUUCGAACACGGGGGCCUUUUUGGUGUCAGGCCCGCGUGACUGGAGCAAAUGCUACAUGUACCAGGGGCUAACCAAGAAGAUCCUGGAGAAUGUCAUGCCAAAUCGACAAUUGGACCGGUCUUUGGAUAGCGGGAGCUGUUUUUCCUGA